AUGCCACGGCGUCGGAUUGUCGGCCUGCGCGAAACCGGGUGGUCCUUUCGGUGCAUUGCUGACCGCGGGGGCCGUGAUGUGACGUCGACGAGCGUUCCCAUAACUAGACGCACUUCAGGGCGGCCGCAGAGCACCAACGAGCGGCGACGUGGGCGGACCGAUCUGGCACACGAGAACCCCAACGUGCCUCCGUGCACCGUUGGUGAUCGGGUACUUGCUGCAGGAUUACAAUCGCGCAUUCCGCUAGCCCGACUGCCACUCACGCCGAACCAUCGUUGGGCGCGUCUGGCGUGGUGCAAUGGAGGUGGUGAGACCUGCUGUGCCCGCACCCCAGUGACGGUCGCACGCGUGUGUGGCUGUGUUCGUCCACGUCACAUAGGGCCCACCCCGGGAGGCUACGACGCGCGUUCGUCUUUGGUGUUCCGCCGAAUACAUCCAGUGCGUUGUGCGGACACCUUUCUUGCAACGGGAGGGUGGGUCACGCCCUCCGCGAAGCUCGUCAACUGCCCUGUCCGGCUCGCUCAACGGAUUUGUCUCCGAUCGAGCACGUGUGGGACUUGGUGGGCCAACGCUACCUGGUCUGCGGGAGGCGCGGACCGCAGUGCGUUCGCCCCUGUACGAUGGAAUGCCAGCUCGCGUCAGGGCUUGACGUACUGCCCGCGGUGGACACACGCAGUAUUGAUGUGCCUGGGCCAUGGGAGAGUGCUGGGCUCAAAUUCGCGAUGCAAACAUCACUCGCACCGCAGGGGACAAGUCGAUAGCUCCGACCUUGAUAUCUCGCCGGCCCUAAUGUUCUUCCAGGAAGACCCUGUUAAUUAA
This is a messenger RNA of Gryllus bimaculatus (two-spotted cricket), 819 nucleotides long. Lineage: Eukaryota; Metazoa; Arthropoda; Insecta; Orthoptera; Gryllidae. The record is from the annotation of a GenBank genome assembly.